AGCAUGCUGUGAAUGGAAAAUAAAAGAAUAUUUAAUAUGCUAUAGCUCUGUUGCUAUACAUUUAUUUUAACGUUCUGGAACAAUGUGGCGGACUUUCUUUUUAAUUUUAAAUUUCAUUUUUUAUUGUGACUCUUCAUGGAUCAAAGAUUUGAAUCUACCUCGACAAUUACUAGAAUAUCAUAUUUCAUCAAACCCUAAAUUUCGCCAAAAAUGCAUUGAAGAUGAAAAGUGUUCAAUUAAUCUUAACACUACCAGGUGCUUUGGCUUUGAGCCAGACUGUGAUAAAAUUAAUUCUUUGAGGACCAGAAGUAAAUUUACAAGUUGUGAGCAGAAUCUGAAUCCAAAAGUUGCUGACCUAUUUUUCAAGCAAGGGGAUUUCGGAUAUUUGGAAUCUCGAUUGGUAAAACAUGAUAUUUGUACAUCGGACCACGUGUCGCUAUCAACUCUAUCUUGCUCUGACGACUUGACACAUUGUGUGGGAACAAAUAUUUUCUUUGAUUUUUCAAAUUUAAAUAUAAAAACCUCAACGAGAUAUCGACAAGAUGUAAUUCAAGCAGGACGAGUUGGAGGUAAAUGUUCAAAUUUCGACGAAAAAGUAUUGAAACAAAACUCAAAUGUCAAAGGAUAUCUAAUGAGUUGGGCUGACGAGCUGCAAAACUUUCGUUCAAGCUCCAAUUUUCAAAUGGAUCAUGAUCACUGUGAUAUUAUAUUUGAGAAACCCACAAUUAUUAUGAAACUCGAUGCCGCAGUGAACUUGUAUCACCACUUUUGUGAUUUCUUUAAUUUAUAUGCAAGUCUUCAUUUGAAUCAGACAUUUGAUCAAGAUGUGGAUAUUAUACUAUGGGAUACUCACCCUGGCGGUUACAAUGAUCACUAUUACGGUGUAACAUGGAAGGCAUUUUCCAAGAAUCAGCCUUUCGAAUUAAAGGAAUUUGAUCAAAAAAAAGUGUGCUUCAAGCGUGUAAUGAUGCCACUUCUAGCUCGUCAGAGAACAGGGCUAUUUUACAACAGCCCAGUUGUUGAAGGAUGUUCUGGAUCCAAGAUGUUUAGGACGUUUUCUCAAUUUAUUUUGCAUAGAUUAGGAAUCAGACAACCAAAAGCUGAUCUGGAAAAAGCCCGUAUUGUAAUAUUAUCAAGAUCAACAGCGUUCCGCAAAAUAUUGAAUAUUAAAGAGAUUCUUCGAUCACUUGGACACCUGCCAAAUGUAUCCACAAGAGUUGUUGAUUACAAUGAAAGAAUCCCGUUUGAAAAACAAUUGAAUAUCACAUCGAAAACUGACAUUUUCAUAGGAAUGCACGGAGCAGGACUUACUCAUUUGCUUUUUUUGCCAGAUUGGGCCGCGGUAUUUGAAAUAUACAAUUGCGGAGAUCCCGGAUGCUACUCGGACUUGGCGAGAUUGAGAGGCGUUAAAUAUUACACCUGGCCAGAAGCCAAGAUUAAUUUGAUCCGUUCCGAUGAAGAAGGAAAACAUCCACAAAGUGGAGAAAAACAUCUCAAGUUUGCUAAUUACCAUGUCGACCCAAUUGAAUUCCGAGAACAAGUGAGAAAGAUGGUUGAUCAUGUACGUGCUCACCCAAAGUUCAUCAAUUCUCGGCGAGCACAGAAAAGGAAGCAAGAGGAACGAAUGGCUGAACAAAACAAAAAAGAAUUAUAAAUUCUGAUUUUCAAUUUUAAUAUUGUUUUAUCCCUUAUCCCUUGUUUUAAUGCUUACUCCGGGUACAAUCACAUGAAAUAAAACUAGUCUAAUUGU
Molecule: messenger RNA, 1750 nt
Organism: Caenorhabditis elegans
Lineage: Eukaryota; Metazoa; Nematoda; Chromadorea; Rhabditida; Rhabditidae
Gene: H12D21.10
Product: EGF domain-specific O-linked N-acetylglucosamine transferase
Molecular function (GO): protein O-acetylglucosaminyltransferase activity; glycosyltransferase activity
Source: RefSeq, marked reviewed